Molecule: messenger RNA, 195 nt
Organism: Gongylonema pulchrum
Lineage: Eukaryota; Metazoa; Nematoda; Chromadorea; Rhabditida; Gongylonematidae
Source: the annotation of a GenBank genome assembly
AUGUCAUCCGAUAGUAUCAGUGCAUCAAAGAAUUCGCCAUUCCUAUCGUUAUUUUCCAGAAAAAAGCGGAUUAAUAACAUGAAAGCGCCAGAUGAAAUUAAGGGUUCGCCAACUGCACUGCCCGUGCACAGUGGCAACGGACAAGUGAGCACAAACGUCACCACGAGUGGUGGUUACAUUGACUCCGAAAAUUCC